AUGCAUGGUGAAGUUGCAAUACCUCCAAAGCCUCCAAGAAAUGGUCCUGGUAGGGGUGUUAAUGCAGAUAGGUGGAUACGAGAUAUGGUAAUCAUGUCACUAAUGGUAGAGCAAAGGGAGGUCGUGCAAGACAACAAGAACAUAUCCGUAUUAGGGAUGAGACUGAAGAGGAAGUGGAUGAAAGACAUAUCAUUCCACCUUCAUAUUCAGUAG
Messenger RNA from Prunus armeniaca (apricot), 213 nucleotides. The record is from the annotation of a GenBank genome assembly. NCBI's taxonomy places the organism in Eukaryota, Viridiplantae, Streptophyta, Magnoliopsida, Rosales, Rosaceae.